Molecule: messenger RNA, 2619 nt
Organism: Onychostoma macrolepis
Lineage: Eukaryota; Metazoa; Chordata; Actinopteri; Cypriniformes; Cyprinidae
Product: H-2 class II histocompatibility antigen, A-U alpha chain-like
Exons: 4
Coding region: 62-766 (234 amino acids)
Biological process (GO): positive regulation of T cell activation; immune response; antigen processing and presentation of exogenous peptide antigen via MHC class II
Cellular component (GO): membrane; MHC class II protein complex
Molecular function (GO): MHC class II protein complex binding
Source: RefSeq, a predicted model, not a curated record
GAAAACCUGCUGACACGCUGUUCGAGCGGCAUAUCACUUUUUUGUUCACUGACGUACUGAAAUGGAAGAAUUCUUAAGAAUGACACUCGUCGGUGUCUGUGUGCUAUACAUUAACGCCCAAAGUUAUCAUGAAUAUGGGCUGAUUGAGGCAUGUGGUGACCCAGAUGAAGUAGAUUUCAUCGUCCAAUUUGAUGAUGAACAGGUGGCUCACAUAGAUGUCAAAGAGCAGAAAGAAAUCAUUACUUUACCUGACUUUGCUGGCCAAAUUGAGAUUCCAUCACUGUAUGAGGACGCUAAAAAAGCUGCAUCUGUUUGCAGAACCUUCUUUGAUAUGAUUAAAGAGGUGUACAUCAAUUCAUCUGAACCAAUUGAACCCCCCUGGAGCUCAAUUUAUCCCAAAAGUGAUCCACAGCUGAAUGUCAAGAACACCCUGAUCUGUCAUGUGACUGGAUUCUUCCCUCCACCUGUCAGAGUCUCGUGGACCAAGAACAAUGUGAAUGUGACAGAUGAAUCAAGUCUCAGCAGUUAUUACCCCAACAAAGACGGGACACUGAAUGUUUUUUCUCGACUGAGCUUCAUUCCAGAGGAAGGAGACAUUUACAGCUGUUCUGUGGAGCACAAAGCCCUUCAACAACCUCAAACCAGAGUAUGGGAUGUGGAGAUAACGGAGCCCAGCAUUGGUCCAUCAGUGUUCUGUGGAGUUGGUCUGACUCUUGGGCUGCUGGGUCUUGCCACAGGAGUUUUUUUUAUUGCCAAAGGAAACUGAUACAAUAACACUGACAGCUACAGAUGUUCCUUUUAGUUCUCAUGUGAAGUUGCAUAUGUGCUAAAGCUACAAAUCAUUUGUUAAUUUACGUUUUAAAAGACUAUAUUGUAAUACACAGCAGGUGAUAUGUUACACCUGAAAUAAUGUACAAUAGCUGUAAGUCUUCAUAAGACUUGAUAUAAUAUUCUUCUGUUGCAUAUAAUGUGGUGAGUUUUAAAUUAUAUAUACAGUAGCAUUAGAUACUCCUCUUAUGUUGUAAUUUUUAAACACUACCUAGUUUAAAAGCAGUUCAAGUAGUAGUACAAAUUUAUUGUUUAGAUUUAUGGAACUAUGGAAAGGGACUUGUGACAAAUAUGUUAUAUAUUUUAUUAUAAUAAAACAAGGGGUGAGAACCAGAAAGGCAUAAGUGACAUUUCACCAACUUUACAGGAGGGCCAAAACAAAAAUUUACUAUAGCUUGAUCUGACUUUGUGUACUGGUUUAAUUGUGUACUGGUGUAAUUGUUUAUAAUAAAAAAUGGUACACAGUGUACACUCAUUGAUGACAGUAUACUUUUGCCAGUAGAAAGAGCUCAUUAAGAGCUUUCAUUUGAUAUAUGCGACCCUGGACCACAAAACCAGUCAUAAGGGUCAAUUUUUUCGAAAUUGAGAUUUAUACAUCAUCUGAAAGUUGAAUAAAUAAGCUUUCCAUUGAAGUAUGGUUAUGAUAGGACAAUAUUUGGCCGAGAUACAACUAUUUGAAAAUCUGGAAUCUGAGGGUGCAAAAAAAUCGAAAUAUUGAGAAAAUCGCCUUUAAAACUGUCCAAAUGAAGUUCUUAGCAAUGCAUAUUACUAAUCAAAAAUUAAGUUUUGAUAUAUUUACAGUUGGAAAUUUACAAAAUAUCUUCAUGGAACAUGAUCUUUACUUAAUGUACUAAUGAUUUUUGGCAUAAAAGAAAAAUAAUUCAUUUUGUCCCAUAGAGUUUAUUUUUGGCUAUAGACCAUUUCAAGGACGUAAACAAUGCACUACUGUUCAAAUGUUUGGGGUCAGUAUUUUUAUUUUUGAAAGAAUAUUAAUACAUUUAUUCAGCAAGGAUGUUAAAUUGAUUUUUUUUUUUAAAAAGUGAUAGUAAAGACAUACUGCUAGGAAAGAUUUCUAUAUUUUGAAAAUCCCUGCCAGGGUUCAAUCAAUCAAUCCUGUAUAAAGCAUCACAGGUUCCAGAAAAAUAUUAAGCAGCACAAUUGUUUCCAACACUGACAAUAACCAAAUAUCAAAUCAGCACAUUAGAAUGAUCCCUGAAGGAUCAUGUGACUCUUAAGACUGGAAAAAAGGCUGAUGAAAAUUCAGCUUUGCAUCACAGAAAUAAAUACAAAUAUACCCCAGCGACCUAAGACUGGUUUUGUGGUCCAGGGUCACAUAUAUAUAUCUCCAUUUCACCCAAACCUUCUGGUUCUCACCCCUCGAAAAUACGAUUUUAUUUUUCUCAAAUAAAAGUGAAAUUUAAUGAAAAAAUUAAAUGAAACAUUUUGUUAAAGUUUUUGAUAUACAGUAAAUUUAUAUUUAAAGUAACUGCAACUUGCACUUUAACUGUGCAGUUAAAAAAGGUGAAAGAAAAUACUGCGAUGCAGUGUCAUAGGAUGGAAAAAUUGCUGUUUAAAAAGAAAAUGUACAUGAAAGCUAAUGCUGUAAACAGCAAAAAGUUUGAAGCCUUUUUGUCACUGCUUCAUUCAUCAUAUAGUGUAAAAUCGCAACAGUAUAGAUGUUUCUCUGAGUAAUCUAUAGUCUUUCACUUUAUAAGUGACUUUAGGGAAUAGUCAAACGUGAAUACAAAGUAUACCAUAGGCAGAGCAUAUUCACCUGAAUGAAUCAAUAUA